AUGACGAGGCCAAACGCGCCCAUGCUCAACGGCCUGUCGCCCAUCUCGGACACAUCGUCCCUGGAACACCACUCACCCCACACUCGAGAUAGGGCGGAUGUCGCCUCCUUUGCGCCAGACCCGCGCAACCACAGCCACAGCACCGCACAACAACAUGCCGGCGCUGAUGGCUUUGCCCACCGGGCCUGCGAGAAGUGUCGCGCAUCAAAGAGGAAAUGCGAUAAGACGCUCCCCUAUUGUACUAGAUGCACACGACUGAAUGCAAAAUGUGUAUAUCUUGCCGACUCUGUGGGAUCAAACCAAGGCACCAAUGGUGCGCCUUUGGUCAUCUUCCAGCCUCGUGCAUCGUCAAACGAUGUGCUACUGAGAAGCCCUGACCCACUUCAGGAGAUCGCGCCAUCUCAGAUCCUCGCUCUCAUUUCAAAGGAUGCCCAGGCUGGUGAGAACACGGACUGGACUGAUGGCGUCCGAGCCUACUAUGACUAUAUCCAUUCGUGGUAUGCCGUCGUUCAUCGCGGCUUCUUUGAGCAACAAUUGUCUGGAGGCACCCCGGCGGGGGACACUCCACCAGGCCAGGUUACUCAGGUUUACUCACCCCCACUCACGAGCUCGCCGCCCUCAGAGACAUCGCCCCCUACCUCGGUCGCGCACAUCAUGACUUCACCCGGCUCGGUGCCGGAGCCGCAGGUCAGCCGCGAGUUCGCCCUCGUCAUCGUCACCAUGUAUUUAAUCACCCGGCAUCGACUCACCAAAACCGGAACCAGGCCAAUGUAUGACGACUUGUACCACUUUGUCAAACGUAUCGUGGCUCUGGCCUUUUUGGAGAACAGGGUUCCAAGGAUUGAGCUCAUACAGUGCAGCGCGCUGCUUGCAAUGUACGAGUACGGUCACGGAGAUUCUUGUCUUGCUUACAGGACCCUAAGCGAGGCCGUGGCUGCGGCGAGGGUAGUAGGGAUCAGACCAGGCCAGCUCAACAGCGAUGGCGAUGCUAUGUUGCAAAUUGGCACCAAUGUUGAAGAGGAACAGAAGAGCUGCAUUUGGUGGAGUUUGUUCAUCCUGGAUCAGUUCUUGCACAGAGAUAAAAUGGCUGAGAAUUUCCCCUUCGUUAUGGAAAGCCCAGAGAUGAACACUCUUCUCCCAGCGUCAAUAACGCCACCAACGCCAACUCAAUCAGGACGAUUUGAUGUCAAAUAUCUCUGCGAGCAGCCAACGCCGCCUCGGCAAAGGUUGCCCAUCAGUGUUGCAGUAGACACGCAAAAGUUGGAGCAAUUUCAGCUUUCAGCUAAAAUUUCCUGUCUCCUCCACCGGGCUCUCCGACAUGAACAUUAUAGCCGGACAAGACCUGGCUAUCUUCCCCCAGUCACCUCUUUCUCUAGCUUGGAUUCGGAGAUUCGAGCAGCAACACAAACGCUUUUGCGAGAUGAUGUAACUAAUUGGCAAGUCACUCUUGACUGCUUCGCCAUGGCUGUUUCAGCGCUUUUCAGUCUCUAUUUGCCAUACCUUCCCGUCCUGGAGAAUAAAACAAGGGAUCAGAUACAACAAGACCAUGACCUGACAACAGCACUUGCUGCUCUGCGCUUCGCUGCACAGCUUUCAGUAGAUAUCAGCUGCAAAGCAAACGUGGACAUGCAGAGAACGGCAACUCAAGAGGCAUCAGCACUGAAGUUUGUUGUUGCACCGGCAGCACCUACAUGCUAUCUCGUGGUCAAGACGUAUGCAACGCUACGCAAGAUUUUCCCAGAGGAAUGGCAGCAGUGCCAGGACGCCAUGGAAGCUAAAUUUGAAAGUCUCAAGAUAUUUGCUCAUCGUUGGGGAAUUGCUGAAAAGAUGAUGUGUCAGCUCCAAGACUUGGCUGGCUUGGAUCGACAGGAUUUCCUCAAGCCUGAUCCACCAACACCCGAGUCCAUGAACAGUAGCAGCGGGCCCAUGGACAUUUGUCCGUGA
This is a messenger RNA of Pestalotiopsis fici W106-1, 1944 nucleotides long. RefSeq lists its product as uncharacterized. Gene Ontology annotation, cellular component: nucleus. Gene Ontology annotation, molecular function: DNA binding; DNA-binding transcription factor activity, RNA polymerase II-specific; zinc ion binding. Gene Ontology annotation, biological process: DNA-templated transcription; regulation of DNA-templated transcription. Bases 1 to 1944 code for a protein of 647 amino acids. Lineage: Eukaryota; Fungi; Ascomycota; Sordariomycetes; Amphisphaeriales; Sporocadaceae. The record is from RefSeq and is a predicted model, not a curated record. The transcript has 5 exons.